AUGGAUAUAUACCUGGUGUCCAAUGGGGACGUAGAAAUUUCAAACUUGGAAAUAACCCAAAGGCUCGUGUCCAAGUUCUACCACUUUAUUUUCUGGGUGCUAAUUUUCGAAGCUUACAUCCUGGUUCCGUUCUCCUACUUCUACGUGAAUAAUAAGCGCUACUACCGAAACGAAUUCGAUGACAACAUAGUGCCAUGCGAAAAUGUGAUUGAGUCUUUCAAAAAAACGAUAUACUUUAUAUGUCUUAUAGUGGCUCUGUCCAUAAUUGGCCUAGUUUACAGACCGGGCCACAAACUCGCAAUGGAAAAGGGAAAAGAACUGGAGUACAUUUCGGACCUCCUGGAUAUGAAACACACGGGGGAGUCUGCCAUCUUAUUUCUGAUGGGGUGCGUUGUCCUGAUUGGUGUUUCCUUUUGGGUCACAUACACGAGCUACGGCAUCGCCUGUCUGCCCCUAUCAUUUCUGCAACAGAAAAAUAUCGAGCAUGAUAGGAAGGAGAUAGAGGCUCGCUUUGCAAAUUUGAAGGAGAAGGAAAUGGUGAUAAAGCAUAAAUACAGAGCGCCCAGCGAAAUACGUGGGAGCGACAAGUAUGAAAUUCUUAGGAUAGAGAAAAUGCAGAGGGCCCUGAGUAGAUACAACUACAAACUGCAAGAGAUUGAGAAGACGUCCGAGUCGUGGCUAUCUUAUGUCAUAGGGAUAGUGCUCACAUGCAGGGUUAUAACCGGGCUGGUAUUUCUAACCUUCUCAUUUGUGAUUUAUAUAUCAUUGUUAGCCUCCAUAACGGAUAAGUAUUUCAACUCCGUCUGUGCCUACAAGUGUGGUUUUGUGUUGGAGAAAAUAAGCAGCAUUUUUAAUUUGCUCGACGCUUCUCUGAUUCUGUUUUCUCGGGUUAGCUCCAUAUUAGGGUGGAACCACCAUAUAGAGCGACCAUUUAGAAGGACCAUUCGUCGUGCUCGUUCCUGUGACCCUGAGCGAAGAGACACGGAGAAGUAG
Molecule: messenger RNA, 993 nt
Organism: Plasmodium cynomolgi strain B
Lineage: Eukaryota; Apicomplexa; Aconoidasida; Haemosporida; Plasmodiidae
Product: LMBR-like integral membrane protein
Exons: 12
Coding region: 1-993 (330 amino acids)
Biological process (GO): protein localization to vacuole
Cellular component (GO): vacuolar membrane
Source: RefSeq, a predicted model, not a curated record